Lotus japonicus is the source of this 2079-nucleotide messenger RNA. Its product is annotated as heat stress transcription factor A-4c-like. NCBI's taxonomy places the organism in Eukaryota, Viridiplantae, Streptophyta, Magnoliopsida, Fabales, Fabaceae. Gene Ontology annotation, biological process: regulation of transcription by RNA polymerase II. Gene Ontology annotation, molecular function: RNA polymerase II cis-regulatory region sequence-specific DNA binding; DNA-binding transcription factor activity. The coding region runs from base 748 to 1953 and encodes 401 amino acids. The transcript has 2 exons. The record is from RefSeq and is a predicted model, not a curated record. Gene Ontology annotation, cellular component: nucleus.
CUCCAAAAUCAACCAUGCGUUGACCUUCCUUUCAUCAAAAUCGUUACAGAGAAGGUGGAAAAUUCUCUAACGCGCUUCAACGAAGAAGAAGAAGAAACGAUCCCAAUAAUUCGAACCUCCCAGAAACCCAAAACCCCCUUCCAUUUCCACUCUGCAAAUUCUCUGCAACUUCUCUCACUUUCUCUGUCAUCCUUUUUCAGGUGCAAAACCCCCAACAACUACUAAACCGCCAUUGAUUUUCUCUUUGGAGUUCAAUUUAAUUUUCCAGUUAUUGUUGUUGCUUUACGUUCAAGUUUCCCCUUAAAAGGGAAGCAAAAAUACCACCUUUGUUUUGGUGGGAAAAUGCAACCCAUGAUGCUUCUGAGAUUUGUCUGACCUUUUUCUUGGGAAAUUUGUGAAGAAAAUCAGUUUUUCUUAUCUGGGUAUUUUAGUUUUAGGUUAACUGAGGAGAAAGCUGAAAACUUUAUCUGCUUUGUGAUUUUGGUGAUUUUCUGGGUCAUGCUUUAAAUUUAGGGUCGUGGAUUGUUGUUCUUGUUGAAUAGGUGUAUAGGGUUUUGGAAUUGUUGGCAAUUGUAAUAUUUUGGUGCAGGUGGGUGUUUUUUUGGGGGAUUUUGUUUUUUUGGGGUUUCCUAGUAUCCAUAAGGUGAUUGAGGGUUUGGCUUGUUUGGAAAGUUUGGGAAUUGAUUGAUUUUUGAGUAUUGAAUUUGGUAGGGUGAGAUUUGUGAGUAGGGGUUGGGGUUUUGACUGAUGGAUGAAGCACAGAACAGUUCAAGUUCCCUGCCUCCUUUCCUGGCAAAGACAUAUGAGAUGGUGGAUGAUCCUUCUUCGGAUCGGAUUGUUUCCUGGAGUGCGACUAAUAGAAGUUUCGUUGUAUGGAAUCCCCCAGAUUUUGCAAGGGAAUUGCUCCCUAGAUUCUUCAAGCACAAUAACUUCUCAAGUUUUAUCCGGCAGCUGAACACAUAUGGAUUUCGGAAAGUUGACCCUGAACAAUGGGAAUUUGCCAAUGAUGGUUUUGUGCGAGGGGAACCACAUCUUAUGAAGAAUAUUCACAGACGGAAGCCGGUUCACAGCCAUUCUAUGCAGAAUCUCCAAGCACAUGCACCACUAGGGGAGUCAGAAAGGAAGAGUUUAAAUGAUGAAAUAGAGAAGCUUAAACACAAUAAAGAACGACUCCUUAUGGAGUUACAAAGACAUCAGCACGAGUGGCAACCGUAUGAGAUACAACUAAAUUGCUUAAAAGAACAGUUGGAGAAGUUGGAACAGAAGCAACAAAAGAUGGUCUCUUCUGUUUCUCAAGUGUUGCACAAGCCUGUGAUUGCUCUAAAUCUAUUGCCACCGACAGAAACCAUGGAUAGAAAGCGGAGGUUACCAGGAGGUGGCUACUUUAAUGAUGAAGCUAGCAUUGAAGAUGCUGUUGAUACUUCCCAAAUGUUACCCAGAGAAAAUGCAGAGGGGGCCUCUGUUUUGACAUUAAACAUGGAGCGAUUGGAUCAGCUUGAGUCAUCCAUGUUAUUUUGGGAAACUAUUGCACAUGAAACUGGUGAUACCUUCAUUCACAUUCAUACAAACAUGGAUGUUGAUGAAUCUACAAGUUGUGCUGAUAGUCUGUCUAUAUCUUGUCCGCAACUAGAAGUUGAAGUUCGGUCUAAGUCAUCUGGAAUUGACAUGAACUCUGAGCCAACUGCAGCUGCUGUUCUUGAGCCCGUUGCAUCGAAAGAACAACCUGCAGGAAAAGCUGCAGCAACUGGUGUUAAUGAUGUGUUCUGGGAACAAUUCUUGACAGAGGAUCCCGGUGCAUCAGAAGCACAGGAAGUGCAGUCAGAAAGAAAGGAAUAUAAUGGCAGGAAAAGUGAAGGAAAACCUACUGACCACGGAAGAUUUUGGUGGAAUGCGCGAAAUGCAAAUAAUCUUCCAGAACAGGUGGGGCAUGUUAGUCAAGCAGAGAAAACUUAAUGACAAUUGGUAAUUCCUUCUUGAUUGUGGUGCCUCACAAUCACAUGUAAUAAAUUUAGGUAUGCCCGGUUUUCUAUUCAUUAUAUACAUAUUCAAUAUUUCGGGUGAAAUGAAUAUUUGCAUCUA